CAGCGAGCGAUAAUUGAAAUAAAAUGGUUGGCAACACUUUGUUAUUCUUAGUUCUCGUGUGAUAGAGAUCACGUUGUCAUUUUAGUCGCCCCUAAACCGAAGCUACCUGGGCAUUUUACAAGGAUUUAGUCAUGGGAUUUGUAAAAGUUGUGAAGAAUAAGGCUUAUUUUAAGCGGUUUCAAGUAAAAUUUCGUAGGAGAAGAGAGGGAAAAACUGAUUAUUAUGCUCGUCGCCGGCUGGUGGUUCAGGAUAAAAAUAAAUACAAUACUCCAAAAUAUCGUAUGAUUGUUCGUUUUACUAAUAAGGACAUUAUAUGCCAGAUAGCCUAUGCCAGAAUCGAAGGAGAUGUCAUUGUGUGUGCAGCUUAUGCUCACGAACUCCCAAGAUAUGGCGUGAAGGUUGGGUUGACUAAUUAUGCAUCUGCUUAUUGCACUGGACUUCUGUUAGCUAGAAGACUUCUUAAAAAAUUUGGAUUAGAUGAAAUAUAUGCUGGUUGUGUAGAUGUUACAGGAGAAGAAUAUAACGUUGAAGAUAUUGAAGGACAACCAGGUGCUUUCCGUGCUUAUCUAGAUGUUGGACUUGCUCGUACCACUACAGGAGCUCGUGUUUUUGGAGCAAUGAAAGGCGCUGUAGAUGGUGGAAUUGAUAUUCCCCACAGCAAUAAACGAUUUCCUGGUUAUGAUAGUGAGACUAAAGAGUUUAGCCCUGAUGUCCAUCGCAAACAUAUUUUUGGACAACACGUUGCAGAUUAUAUGCGAAUAUUAAUGGAAGAAGAUGAAGAAGCAUAUAAAAAGCAGUUUUCUCAAUAUAUCAAACUGGGAAUUACAGCUGAUGAAUUGGAAGACAUCUAUAAGAAGGCUCAUGCUUCUAUCAGAGCUGAUCCAGAAAGAAAACCGCAGCCUGAGAAGACAGUUGUUAAAAAGAGAUGGAAUCGGGCUAAGAUGACACUGUCAGAACGUAAAAAUAGAGUGGAGCAGAAGAAGAAAUCGUUCUUGAAGAAAUUAAAUGCUGGGGAAGGCCAAACAGACUAGAUAAAAUUUUUUAUUGAAACUUGGCAAUAAAUAAAUGGAAAAAAAGUA
This is a messenger RNA of Centruroides sculpturatus (bark scorpion), 1079 nucleotides long. RefSeq names its product 60S ribosomal protein L5-A-like (gene RpL5). Gene Ontology annotation, biological process: ribosomal large subunit assembly; translation. The record is from RefSeq and is a predicted model, not a curated record. Gene Ontology annotation, molecular function: 5S rRNA binding; structural constituent of ribosome. Gene Ontology annotation, cellular component: ribosome; cytosolic large ribosomal subunit. Bases 132 to 1031 code for a protein of 299 amino acids. NCBI's taxonomy places the organism in Eukaryota, Metazoa, Arthropoda, Arachnida, Scorpiones, Buthidae. The transcript is spliced from 8 exons.